Molecule: messenger RNA, 3174 nt
Organism: Lepus europaeus (European hare)
Lineage: Eukaryota; Metazoa; Chordata; Mammalia; Lagomorpha; Leporidae
Product: lysosomal alpha-mannosidase-like
Exons: 24
Coding region: 11-3115 (1034 amino acids)
Biological process (GO): mannose metabolic process
Cellular component (GO): lysosome
Molecular function (GO): alpha-mannosidase activity; carbohydrate binding
Source: RefSeq, a predicted model, not a curated record
CAGCGGAGCCAUGACCGCCCUCGGUCCCGCUUCGGGGGUCCGCGCCGGCGGCUGGGGGCACGCGGGGCGCGCCGUGCGGGGACCGCCCCCGCCUCUGACCUUCCUCUUUGUGGUGUUGGUGGCGGCGCCCGGCACUCGCGCCGCGGGGUACGAGACAUGCCCCACGGUGCAGCCAGACAUGCUGAACGUUCACCUGCUGGCCCACACACAUGAUGACGUGGGCUGGAUCAAGACAGUGGACCAGUACUACUAUGGGGUUCAGAAUGAGCUCCACCAUGGGGCCGUGAAGAACAUCCUGGACUCGGUCAUUUCUGCCCUGCGGGCAGAGCCCAGCCGCAGGUUCGUCUACGUGGAGAUGGCCUUCUUCUCCCGUUGGUGGCACCAGCAGACGAACGCAACACAGCAAGCCGUGCAGGAGCUGGUGCGCCAGGGGCGCCUGGAGUUUGCCAACGGUGGCUGGGUGAUGAACGACGAGGCGGCCACCCACUAUGGCGCCAUCGUGGACCAGAUGACGCUGGGGCUGCGCUUCCUGCAGGACACGUUCGGCGACGACGGGCGCCCCCGUGUGGCCUGGCACAUCGACCCCUUUGGGCACUCUCGGGAACAGGCUUCGCUCUUUGCACAGAUGGGCUUUGAUGGCAUCUUCUUGGGGCGUGUGGAUUAUCAAGAUGAAGAGAUGCGGAAGAAGAAGCGGGAGAUGGAGAUGGUGUGGCGGGGCAGCGCCAGCCUACAGCCCCCGACUGCCGACCUCUUCACUGGUGUGCUCCCCAAUGUUUAUCAUCCGCCAAAGGGUCUGUGCUGGGAUCUACUGUGUUAUGACAAGCAUGUGGUGGAUGACCCUGCUGACCCUGCAUACAAUGCCAAGGAAUUGACUCGUUACUUCCUGGAUGUGGCCACUUACCAGCGCCGGUCCUACCGCACCAACCACACUGUGAUAACCAUGGGUGAUGACUUCCAUUAUGAGAACGCCGACAUGUGGUUCAGUAACCUUGACAAGCUCAUCCAGCUGGUCAACUCAGAGCAGGCAAACGGGAGCCGCGUCCACGUGCUCUACUCCACCCCAGCUUGUUACCUCUGGGAGCUGAACAAGGCCAACCUCACCUGGUCGCUGAAAGAGGACGACUUCUUUCCCUAUGCCAAUGGCCCCUACCAGUUCUGGACCGGCUACUUCUCCAGCCGGCCGGCCCUCAAGCGCUAUGAGCGCGUCAGCUACAACUUCCUGCAGGUGUGCAAGCAGCUGGAGGCGCUGGCGGGCCCUGCGGCCAACGUGGGCCCCUAUGGGUCAGGAGACAGCGCUCCCCUAGAGGAGGCCAUGGCGGUGCUGCAGCACCACGACGCCAUCACGGGCACCUCCCGCCAGCUCGUGGCUGAAGACUACGCACGCCGGCUGGCUGCCGGCUGGGGGCGCUGCGAGGUUCUCCUGAGCAACGCCCUGGCGCGGCUCAGCGGCUCCCAGGAGGCUUUCUCCAUCUGCCCGGAGCUCAACAUCAGCGUCUGCCCGCUCAGCCAGACGUCGGCGCGCUUCCAGGUCACCAUUUACAACCCCCUGGCCAGGAAGGUGGGCCGCAUGGUGCGGCUGCCGGUCAGUGCAGGCGCUUUCCUCGUGAAGGACCCCAGUGGCCAUGCUGUGCCCAGCGAUGUGCUGCUGCUGCCCCAAGCAGAGGGCCAGAAGCCCAGCCCAGAGCUGCUGUUCUCCGCCUCGGUGCCAGCCUUGGGCUUCAGCAUCUACUCCGUAGCCCGAGUCUCUCUCCAGAAUCCCAAGGCCCACAGCCCCGAACCCAUCCUCCAGAAGUCCAGGGCUGGUGUCUUGGUUAUCCAAAACGAGUACAUCCGGGCUACAUUCAGCAUCAAGACAGGUUUCUUGAUGCAGAUUGAAGACAUGGAGCAGAAACUUGUGCUCCCCGUGAGCCAGUCAUUUUUCUGGUAUAAUGCUAACCCAUGGGACUUGGAAAACAUUGAUGUCUCUGGUGUCUCUGGUGCCUACAUCUUUAGACCCAGCCAACUGGAACCAUCCCCAAUGAGCAGCUGGGCUGAGAUCCACCUGCUGAAGACGCCCUUGGUGCAGGAGGUGCACCAGAACUUCUCAGCCUGGUGUUCCCAGGUGGUUCGCCUGUACCGCGGACAGCGCCACCUGGAGCUGGAGUGGACCGUGGGGCCGAUACCUCUGCAUGACAGUUUUGGGAAGGAAGUGAUCAGUCGCUUCGACACACCGCUGGACACCAAGGGCUACUUCUACACGGACAGCAAUGGCCGGGAGAUCCUGAAGAGGAGGAGGAAUUAUCGGCCCACCUGGAACUUGACCCAGACAGAGCCAGUGGCGGGGAACUACUAUCCAGUCAACACUCGAAUUUACAUCACGGACGGGAAGAAGCAGCUGACGGUGCUGACAGAUCGCUCACAGGGGGGCAGCAGCCUGCAGGACGGCUCCCUGGAGCUCAUGGUGCACCGAAAGCUGCUGCUUGAUGAUAAGCAUGGACUGGGGGAGCCGCUGCUGGAGGAGGGCUCGGGGUCGUGGGUGCGAGGGCGCCACCUUGUACUGCUGGACGUGGUGGGCAAGGCGGCCGUGGGGCACCGGCUACUGGCACAGAAGGAGGUCCUGGCCCCACAAGUGGUGUUGGCCCCGGUUACAGGCACCCCCUACCACCCAGGAGCCGCCCAACGCACACAGUUCUCAGGGCUGCACCGGGAGCUCCCGCCCUCCGUGCACCUGCUCACCCUGGCCCGCUGGGGCCCAGAGACGCUGCUGCUGCGCUUGGAGCACCAGUUCGCCAGCGGGGAGGACUCAGGCCACAACUUGAGCUCCCCCGUGACCUUGAAUUUGCUGGACCUGUUUUCCACCUUCACCAUCACCCGCCUGCAGGAGACCACACUGGCGGCCAACCAGCCCCGGGCCAGCGCCUCCAGGCUCAAGUGGACAUCAAACUCUGGCCCCAUAAGGAACCCCCCUGUGCACCGUCCUGACCCGGCUGCCAUCACUCUGCAGCCCAUGGAGAUCCGCACUUUUGUAGCUGUGGUUGAAUGGAAAAGGAUGCCGGGGCCCUCGGGGACACCCCCCUCAAAGCCUGAACUCUUCCCUCUUCUCUUUGCCACUGCGGCUUCUGCCACCACCCACUAACACGAUUAAAAUGGCGUCACCAAGGGUCGGGUCUCCGUUGGCCUGGUUGUGGCACCUUU